Molecule: messenger RNA, 1621 nt
Organism: Trichechus manatus latirostris (Florida manatee)
Lineage: Eukaryota; Metazoa; Chordata; Mammalia; Sirenia; Trichechidae
Gene: TALDO1
Product: transaldolase 1
Exons: 10
Coding region: 1-1461 (486 amino acids)
Biological process (GO): pentose-phosphate shunt; carbohydrate metabolic process; pentose-phosphate shunt, non-oxidative branch
Cellular component (GO): intracellular anatomical structure; cytoplasm
Molecular function (GO): transaldolase activity
Source: RefSeq, a predicted model, not a curated record
AUGGCGCGGGACCGGGCAGCGUUCCCUUCACCUCCCUACUGCAGUAGUCCCCACCUAAGCCGGGUUUACCGCCUCACAGGCAUUAACACAGGUAGACCUCACUGCAGCCCGCUCUGCAUUUUACACGGGAGGACAGAAAGGGACGCAGCGUGCCCUGGCCGCCCAGCUGCGUCCCAACCAGCCCGCACGUCCGUCCGCAUCGAGGCUGGGGGGGGGGCGGGGGUGCAGCCCCGGCGCCGGGCAGUCGCUGUUCGACCCUGCGAGGCCGCGCCGUCCAGCUUCGAGACCAAGACCGGGCUCGGGGCAGGGGCGGGGCUCCGAGGCCGGGACCGGCCCGUCCGCACCCGGGCCGCCGGUCGGACGUGGGCCGCGGGCCCGGAGUCCACGUUCCCCCCGGGCGCCGCUCGGCCACUUCCGGAGGCCCCUGUCUGUGCCCUCAGCGAGCUGAUGGGCCGGGGGAAGCUUUUCAAACCAGGCCAGAAUUCUACCACGAAACCGCCACUGCCCCCCACUCACCUGUACUGCCUUCAAAUUCCCCCCCCAGCCAUCGAUGAGUACAAGCCUCAGGAUGCCACCACAAACCCCUCCCUGAUCCUGGCCGCUGCGCAGAUGCCUGCCUACCAGGACCUGGUGGAGGAGGCCAUGGCCUACGGGAAGCAGCUGGGCGGGUCACAAGAGGAAAAGAUUAAAAAUACCGUUGACAAACUUUUCGUGUUGUUUGGAGCAGAAAUACUAAAGAAAAUCCCUGGCCGUGUGUCAACGGAAGUAGAUGCAAGGCUCUCCUUUGACAAGGACGCGAUGGUGGCCCGAGCCCGGCACCUCAUCGAGCUCUAUAAAGAAGCCGGCAUCAGCAAGGACCGGGUCCUCAUAAAGCUGUCCUCCACAUGGGAGGGAAUUCAGGCUGGAAAGGAGCUCGAGGAGCAGCACGGCAUCCACUGCAACAUGACACUGCUCUUCUCCUUCGCCCAGGCCGUGGCCUGUGCUGAGGCGGGCGUGACACUCAUCUCCCCCUUCGUCGGCCGCAUCCUGGACUGGCACGUGGCGAACACGGACAAGAAGACCUACGAGCCCCUGGAGGACCCUGGGGUGAAGAGUGUCACCAAAAUCUACAACUACUACAAGAAGUUCGGCUACAAGACCAUCGUCAUGGGCGCCUCCUUCCGCAGCACGGAUGAGGUCAAGGCACUGGCCGGCUGUGACUUCCUCACCGUCUCACCCAAGCUGCUGGGGGAGCUGCUCAAGGACACCAGCAAGCUGGUACCCACACUCUCCGCCAAGGCUGCCCAGGCCAGCGACUUGGAGAAGGUGCACCUGGAUGAGAAGGCCUUCCGCUGGCUGCACAACGAGGACCAGAUGGCCGUGGAGAAGCUCUCAGACGGGAUCCGCCGGUUCGCAGCGGAUGCCGUGAAGCUGGAGCGGAUGCUCACGGAGCACAUGUUCAGCGCUGAGAAUGGGAAGUAGAGCGGGCGCCAGGCCGGACCGCAGACCUACGCGUCUUUGAGUUGCUCACGCCUUGCAGUGAAGAAUCUUGCAUUUUGUACCAGUUGGAGCAGGGAUGGAUCAUAGUUUUGAUUUUUAUGUAAAAUUUUACCUGAUGCAUUAAAGCUGUCAUUUUCCUGUA